AUGCAGCGCGACCGUGUCAACGGUGUAUUCGAAAGGGCCUCGCAGACCAGUGUGUCGAUGGCUAUCGCAAAAAGGCCAAGUAUCUUCUGGAGGAAGAUGAAAUGCAUGCCCCACCCUCUCGCCCGUGACACGUCUGUACAACCUCAUGAUGUGUUUGGAAAUGUACCGAAUAAGGUGGCCGCGCGAGGACCAGCAAAUGGUGGCUGUCCAGAUCACACUACAGUUGCAACUCUGUAUGAGCAUGGAUCAUCAACAGGCUAUCUUCGUCAAGAAUCUGGUUCAUUGGGUCGGUUAUCUCAUCCAGCCACCUCGCUGCCUCCUUCAUUCGAGUCUAACUCCGCCUUGGGAUUCGACUCUACCUCUUUGGAAAGCUCAAUCCUAACGUCAAUGUUGCACGACGUGGACAAUGUCAAAAUGAACAGUGACUCGCCUGAUGUUCCUUCAGUACCGGCUAUGGACCUGAUGGAUAGCUAUACCCAUGUCAACAAUGUUCACUCGGGCGAAGACACGCUGGGAGCUUCUGGCUGGAGUGAACAGCAGUCGCCUUUGCAGUCAAUGCUGGGCCAGUCCCCGGGUGAGUUUGGCACUAUGCCUUCGUCAUUUCCAGGUGGAGAGAACAUGCGUGAGUCCUCCUUGCUCGGACAUGCGGGCGUUGGUCCAUCCUCCCUAGAGAAAGAUCCAGUGAUGGCGCCACCAUUGCCUACGCAGGAAGCAGGCAUCCGGCGCGGCCAAAGUGGACGGCCUGAGCAGGAUCCGAACUCUGAGUCUGUGUGGAGGCAGCGUGUUGCGAAGGUAUAUCGCGAUAAGACGGAACCUUUUCGGUACACCGAGGGGUACCACAUUUUACUGAAGUAUGCGACACAGAAGUAUGACAAGGCUGAUGUUUUGCGCAUUGUGCGUGCUCUCGCUAUAUACCGCCCCUCUUUGAUUGCCCUUCAGAUGCCGCUGAGUGAAGAGGACGAAAUCUUUGUGGAGCGUGCCUUUCAGCGCACGAUUCUCGAGUUUGAAAAACUGAUUUCUCUUUCAGGGACGCCCACUGUUGUUUGGCGUCGAACUUGUGAGAUUUCUCUUGUGGGCACAGAAUUUUGUAUGCUUACCCAAUGGUCCAAGGAGGAUCUUAUCGGCAAAUACAUCUAUCAGUUUAUGGACAAGGAGUCUGUGUUGAACUACUGGGAAAUGUUCGCCAAUCACGCCUUUGAGAACACAUCCCAGUCAGUCAUGACCAAGUGUGUGCUAUUCUCUCCGUCUGGCAAAUCUAUUCCUUGUACUUGGUGCUUUACGAUUAAGCGUGAUCCAUUUGAGCUACCAGGCUUUGUGGUAGGGAAUUUUUUGCCGAUUAUGUAG
Molecule: messenger RNA, 1344 nt
Organism: Malassezia sympodialis ATCC 42132
Lineage: Eukaryota; Fungi; Basidiomycota; Malasseziomycetes; Malasseziales; Malasseziaceae
Exons: 2
Coding region: 1-1344 (447 amino acids)
Biological process (GO): cellular response to starvation; regulation of DNA-templated transcription
Cellular component (GO): nucleus
Molecular function (GO): zinc ion binding; DNA-binding transcription factor activity, RNA polymerase II-specific; RNA polymerase II transcription regulatory region sequence-specific DNA binding
Source: RefSeq, a predicted model, not a curated record